Molecule: messenger RNA, 1154 nt
Organism: Mya arenaria
Lineage: Eukaryota; Metazoa; Mollusca; Bivalvia; Myida; Myidae
Product: P2X purinoceptor 7-like
Exons: 2
Coding region: 68-718 (216 amino acids)
Source: RefSeq, a predicted model, not a curated record
CACUGGGCCAUCUUUGACCGAUGACGUAGGCGAGCUCGCGUUCCAAUAUCGCGAGAGUUAACCGCGCAUGCGCAGUAAGCGCCCAUCUGUCAAAAUGGCUUCUAUGGACAACAAUAACGCCGAUAGUUCAAAUAAUUACGAAGAUUCUUCGUCUGAUGAUGAAAACCCAUUGAAUUUAGAUGAUUUAAACAUACAGGCAUAUCGCUUUGAACCGCAGCGAGAUACAGACGACGAGAAUUCCGAAACUGAUGGGGAUACUGACGAAGAAAGUUUGCAAGAUCAUAAUAUUAUUGGAAAUGAUCGAGUUGGCAACGUUGGAGCCUGGUGCCUAUGCGGAUGUUGUUCAGAUAUGCAGAAAGAGAUUGACUGUUUAUGUUGCCGUGAAUUGGUUGCAAUAAAUGGAAAGGAAAAUAACGAACAAAUUCAGCUUGAUUGCAUAUGUAACCACCCGAAGUUCUCUACCCUCUGUCUGGAUAGAGAUGUUUUGGGAGUAGCAGCCAUAACUGUAUCUGCAAUGAUGGGAACAUUUCUACCAGUGCCAGUAACUGACACUUUUUUUCGGUUGACGGCAUAUAGACAAUUUACGCUGUGGAUCUAUGGCAAAUUGGGUCGACAUAACAGAAGAGUGGUGCCAGCUUGUGUUGUAAACAAGGUUCGCCUACAGUUCCCUAACCUUGAUGGAAGAGACAAUUUUGUGGGGUUCGAAGAGGCAAACUGAGAUUACUAUUAUUGUUGUGUACAGCAGUUUGAAUCGGCAUAUAAAUGUACAAUUUAGAAAUUUAUAGGUGUAUUCUUGAAGUCUUUGUGUAAACACAUUAGGGCAUUAAUUAAGAUAACAUGUAUGUUUCACUUUUAACAACCAGUUUCACAGAAAAGCAGUCAAUGGAUAGUCAUAGCCUUUGCAUGUUUUAGUUGGCAUUGCUUUUGUAAAAAACCUUAGCUCGUAAAAUUAAGAAAUGUCUAAAAUUACAUGUUUGUAUUGAUUCCAUGACACUCCUGUAUUAAGUACAGCAUCUUUUAAAACAGUCAUCUUAAAAUAUUUUUGCUGAAAGUACUUCCAAUAGGCUAGUCGCCAUACAUGUACAAUGGUGAUGUUCUAGGAAGUGGGUUUACCAACAAUUUUGUUGUAUUGUUUGAAAAAAAUAUUUGUCAAA